Messenger RNA from Thelazia callipaeda (thelaziosis nematode), 633 nucleotides. NCBI's taxonomy places the organism in Eukaryota, Metazoa, Nematoda, Chromadorea, Rhabditida, Thelaziidae. The record is from the annotation of a GenBank genome assembly.
AUGAAAAAAGAUGAGAAAUUUGCAUCUCUGGUACCAUCAGUGCAAGCAGCAAUAUGUUUGCUGUACUCAGCAAAUACUUCUGCUUCUGCCGAUAUGGUCUUGUAUGCGGAAGAUGCUAUUAUGAAUACUCUACGAUGUGAUCCGCAAAUUCUUUAUCCAUACAUGAAUACGGUGCAUAUUCUCAUAAACAAUAUUAAACGAUGCUAUGAAAAAAGAGAUUUAUCACCAAGCAAGUUGAUAGCACCACCAACUUCUGAAUCGCCUCGUACGCCAUCUGUAACACCUCCUAAUGCAGAAGUAAUACCUACUGUGAAUACACCACAUCCUAUUGUGCAUUCGCAGCAUCCUUGUAUAGAAUCUAAUCAGGUUAUUGAUGAUGAUUCUGGUUUCAUCAGCGGUUUCUCAAGUCCUGCAAUCUUUUUGGGUACUACCAAUAUUACCACUACUGCUUCUUCUAGCAAGUCUGGUGAUCAAAAUGUGGAUGGCAGUGCUAAAAAACCAUCCGUUUGUUCUCGUCGACGUUCAAAGCGUUCAGCUAGCCUUGCUCGCCUUAGACGAUCAUACGAAUUUUUAGAUAAUGGAGUAAUAGCAUAUUAUCAUCCUAAUGAAGAAGAUUUUCUUAGUUCUUGUUGA